GAUACGAUGGAUUAGUCCUUUUAAGUUAAUUUUUUUUUGCAUUCACUUCAUGGUUUUUUUCUGUCUUGUUUUCUGGGUUACUUUUUCCAAUAAACUAGAGAUUUGAGCGUACACUCUGCUGUGGGUUGCUUCAACACCAUUUAAUAUAGUGGAAGUUAAAAAUAGAUUGUGUAUGGCAAAAUCAUGAUUUUUAACUGUUUGAAAGAUAUACCAAGCAGUACCUGCCAUCCGCUGAUGCUUUAAGAAUAGAUUAAUUAUCAUCUUCUUGGUCAGACUGUGACAGUCUGCAUAGCUUGCAUCAUUUAUUUCUGUCUCCUUAAUGCCCGAGAUCAUAAAGAGCACUAUGAGCUGCCAGUGUAUCUUUUCAUAUGCAAAAUCUGAAGCAUUAUACAAUCAGAUGAGUAGUGGCUGAAACACUUAGUGAGUUGGCACAAUGAUUUUCAGGCUCAGUAUACUUUGGAUGCUGCCCUCUUUUUCACCCUUUCCAGCAAGAUUGGACCUCCAGCGUUGGCAAACAACAGACACAGUCCACCAAAGCUCUGCUCUAAGGGCUGGGGAGGGCAGACUUUUUCAACUUUUCAUGUAACUUGAGUGGUGGAAGUAAUUGCUGCUUUCAUAAUGAACAAGUUUUACGUAGCAGGAGGAAACUGAAGAUUUCAUCUGUGUCAGUAUCUUUGUGACGUUCCAAUGCCAGUGCAGUCAGUAAAGUUCUGCCAUACGUCUGGGGUGUUAAACGUUGACUAUGAUUUUUCUUAAUGCUUGUUUAUAGUGUCCUGUUGGGAGAAAGGAUAAUAUUUGCAGUAAUAAAAAAUACUGUGUGUGCAUUAUGGUGGCUGGGGAACUGCUUGAGCCUCGUUACUUCAUCUUUCCUAAGAUUUAUGGGAUGUAAAGAAGGUAUCUGUCUUGUUUUGUUGCCUCCUCUGGACCCCAGUUCUGUACUUUGCAGAAGAGGGCAAACAUGUUUCAGCAAACUAAUUUAUUUUUUUUCAUCUUUGAUUACAGGAUUUAAGUUUUAAUUCCUGUAGCUUCUGAAAUCAAAAUGUGUUUUGAGAAGGAGAGAAAAAGGUAUAGAUCAGAAUAUCAAAAUCACAGAGGUUAGUAGUGUCCAAAAAUCCUGUUUGUACUGUUCUUGUGGAUCAGUUUAAAAAAUAUAUACAUGUGAUCCUUUUUUUAUAAAUACACAUAGGUGAUAAAUUUCCUAAAUUUCAUCCCAAGGCAAGCAUCCCUCUGUCUGAACCUAGCUGGUAGUCUCCCUAUGUAGAUGAAAAUUUCUUUCAGUGAGAGCCUUAAUGUGAUCAUAGGGGUUUGUUCAAACUAAGUAAAAAGUUGGUUUUUUUUUCCUCUUAGAAUUGAGAUUCAUUCGUGCAUUUGUGCAUAUUCAACUUUUUCUGAAAAGCAGGAGGGGUGAUUCAGUGGUGGUUUCCUGUCAGUAGCUCCAAAAGUAGUAAUGCAGUAGAUGGAGCUAGGAUAAGGGAUAGUUCCUAGUCCAGGAGGUUCCUGACUCCUCGCAGAAGUUUUUUUUUUUAAGUAAGUUCUUAAUGUAUACCAUAAGGAACUGUUCAGGGAUUCAGUGUGGGGCAAUGUUUCUUAUAACCUCUGUAAAAAAAAAAAAAAAAAAAAGAGUGGGAUAAUUGUGACCUAUGGUAAUUUCAGAUACAGGUAAGAAAUCACCUUGUUUGGAUGUUUGUCAUGCACUUGUGCCUUGUACAUAGUCUUCCAGUUGUUCUGUAGCUGCCAUCAUUAGAUGCCUGUGAUGCAAUGAAGUGCCAUUGCUCUGACUUCAGCAGCAGAAAGCAAAAGCAGUAAGAAAUGUCCCAACUUGCCCAGAGUCAGCAGGGAAGUCUGUUGGCAUGGCCUUAUUGGCUUAAGCAGUCUGAUUCAGAAUGCCACCAAAAGUGAUUUAGUGCUUUGUUUCUGCUUUCCGUUCUUCAUGGAUUCUAGUGUCAGUGCAUCUGUACAGACUCUUUAUGUUCUAUAAGAGAGCUGGUGGGAAAAGCCCUGUUCUGUCUUUUCUGGUAGCAGUGUCAUCCUAAACUGAUUUCCCUUGAUUAUGAAUCGCAUCCUUGGCAGAGCACAGCACUGAGCUUGAUGCUUUAAGGCUCUUGAAGUUGAUAUUGUAGUUUGGAAAUUACGCUGCUUCUCUUGGUUCAGUACCUGUCUUAGUGCUCAGCUUGUCCCAGGAUACAAAAUCAGAUGGGAAGAGGGGGUGAUUUGUCCCAUUCCCAGCUGAUCCCUGUUCAAGGCAAGGAUCACUGAACGGCUCCAAAUCUGGUUGUGAUGGUGCUUUGAUCUUUCAGGGCAGCAUAUUAAGGUAAGGGGGGAUUGCAGUUGGGUUGUUUAAUUAUGCUAGGCUGAAACCUGGAGCUGCUCUUGAAUUGCCAGGAGCUGUACGGCCAUCUGUCAUUGGGGUAACAACUUGUAUUUGAAGGGGCAGCUGGCAGGGUUGAGGCUUGCUUCAGCUGGCAGACUUUUUUAAUUUGCCACUACAUGUCAGUCAGAGCCCUUGUUUGUGAGUAAGGAAGAGAGUAGGGGUUGCCUUAAUUGUUUGUGCAAUUAAUUUAAAAUCCCGAGAGGAAAAGUGGGCAUUUCUGCGAGAAUAAAUUAAAUUCAUAUAAUGUGCAUUCUGUCUUCUUACAGGCUGCUUUUUGCAGUUCUAACAUGUAACAAUCAUGACAGUUGUCAAGGCAUAGGUGUAUUUCUGGGCGCACUGAGCCGUACAUAUGGUGCAAGAAAAUUGUAUUCUUACUGCAAGUGUUAUUUGUGAAGGCACAAAGACUGAAGGAAAUACAUUCAGACUCGAGCUAGAGAAAGCAUCAUGUGAAAAAUUCAGACACUGAGAUUUUGCACUAGUUCUUAAGAUAACUGUUUCUGAUAGGUUUUUUACAGGUUUCCGAGUAAGGGCGUGUGCCUGUGCCUUCCUAAGGGUGCUAAUCAGGGUUGCACAUGCUGCUGUGAAUCGAGAGGAAAAAGCACUGAUGACUUCACUUGAUCUGAGAAUAACUGGGUGGCUUAUGAAAGAUGAUGAUGUACCUGCAGAUAUGGUUGCAGAAGAAUCAGGUCCUGGUGCACAAAAUAGUCCAUACCAACUUCGCAGAAAAACUCUUCUACCUAAAAGAACAGCUUGCCCUACAAAGAACAGUAUGGAGGGUGCCUCCACUUCAGCUACUGAAAACUUUGGUCACCGAGCUAAACGUGCCAGAGUAUCUGGAAAAUCCCAGGAUUUAUCAGCAGCACCUGCAGAACAGUAUCUUCAGGAAAAGUUGCCAGAUGAAGUGGUUCUAAAGAUCUUCUCCUACCUGCUGGAGCAGGAUCUCUGCAGAGCAGCUUGUGUGUGUAAACGCUUCAGUGAGCUGGCUAAUGAUCCAAUUUUGUGGAAAAGACUGUAUAUGGAAGUAUUUGAGUACACACGUCCAAUGAUGCAUCCUGAAGCUGGUAAAUUUUAUCAGAUUAAUCCAGAAGAAUAUGAACAUCCAAAUCCCUGGAAGGAAAGCUUUCAGCAACUGUACAAAGGAGCGCAUGUAAAGCCAGGUUUUGCUGAACACUUCUACAGUAAUCCUGCAAGAUAUAAAGGAAGAGAAAAUAUGUUGUACUAUGAUACCAUUGAGGAUGCUCUUGGUGGAGUUCAGGAAGCUCAUUUUGAUGGACUUAUCUUUGUUCACUCUGGUAUAUAUACUGAUGAAUGGAUAUAUAUUGAAUCUCCAAUCACCAUGAUCGGUGCAGCUCCUGGAAAAGUAGCAGAUAAGGUUAUAAUAGAAAACACUAGAGAUUCCACCUUCGUUUUUAUGGAGGGUUCUGAAGAUGCCUAUGUUGGAUAUAUGACAAUCAGGUUCAAUCCUGAUGACAAAUCUGCUCAGCACCACAAUGCACACCACUGCUUAGAGAUUACCGUGAACUGCAGUCCAAUUAUAGAUCACUGUAUUAUUCGAAGUACUUGUACAGUUGGCUCUGCAGUAUGCGUUAGUGGCCAAGGAGCUUGUCCUACUAUUAAACACUGUAACAUCAGCGACUGUGAAAAUGUUGGGCUUUAUAUUACAGACCACGCACAGGGAAUAUAUGAGGACAAUGAGAUCUCCAACAAUGCAUUAGCAGGGAUUUGGGUUAAAAACCACGGAAAUCCCAUUAUCAGGCGGAAUCACAUUCACCAUGGACGCGAUGUUGGCGUUUUCACUUUUGACCAUGGCAUGGGUUAUUUUGAAAGCUGCAACAUCCAUAGGAACAGGAUAGCAGGUUUUGAAGUGAAAGCAUAUGCCAAUCCAACAGUGGUUCGGUGUGAAAUCCAUCAUGGCCAGACUGGGGGCAUCUACGUCCACGAAAAAGGAAGAGGACAAUUCAUAGAGAACAAAAUCUAUGCAAACAACUUUGCAGGUGUUUGGAUUACCUCAAACAGUGACCCAACAAUAAGGGGCAAUGCAAUUUUUAAUGGGAAUCAAGGUGGUGUUUAUAUCUUCGGUGAUGGAAGAGGCCUUAUUGAAGGAAAUGACAUUUAUGGUAAUGCAUUGGCAGGAAUACAGAUUAGAACAAACAGCUGUCCCAUAGUUCGACACAACAAGAUUCAUGAUGGUCAGCAUGGUGGCAUUUAUGUGCAUGAAAAAGGCCAAGGUGUGAUUGAGGAGAACGAAGUUUACAGCAAUACUUUGGCUGGGGUCUGGGUGACAACAGGGAGCACUCCGGUCUUGAGGAGGAACAGAAUACAUAGCGGGAAACAGGUUGGAGUUUAUUUCUACGACAAUGGACACGGUGUGUUAGAAGACAACGACAUCUAUAAUCACAUGUACUCAGGGGUUCAGAUAAGAACUGGAAGCAACCCCAAAAUCAGACGCAACAAAAUCUGGGGAGGUCAGAAUGGUGGUAUUCUUGUUUAUAAUUCUGGGCUUGGAUUUAUAGAAGACAAUGAAAUUUUUGAUAAUGCAAUGGCUGGUGUAUGGAUUAAAACAGACAGCAAUCCUACACUAAGAAGAAACAAAAUCCAUGAUGGAAGAGAUGGAGGCAUCUGUAUAUUUAAUGGAGGAAGAGGUCUUCUGGAAGAGAAUGAUAUCUUCAGGAAUGCCCAAGCUGGUGUUCUUAUCAGCACCAACAGCCACCCUGUGCUAAGGAAAAAUCGAAUAUUUGAUGGCUUUGCUGCAGGCAUUGAAAUAACAAAUCACGCUACUGCAACAUUAGAAGGCAAUCAGAUUUUCAACAACCGCUUUGGGGGUUUAUUUCUCGCAUCUGGUGUCAACGUCACAAUGAAAGAUAACAAAAUAAUGAACAAUCAAGAUGCCAUAGAAAAAGCUGUCAGUAGAGGCCAGUGUUUAUAUAAGAUAUCCAGUUACACCAGCUAUCCCAUGCAUGACUUCUACAGGUGUCACACCUGCAACACCACAGACCGCAACGCCAUUUGUGUGAACUGCAUUAAGAAGUGCCAUCAAGGACAUGACGUAGAAUUCAUUAGACAUGAUAGGUUUUUCUGUGACUGUGGUGCUGGAACACUGUCUAAUCCCUGUACACUUGCUGGAGAGCCUACACAUGAUACAGAUACGCUAUAUGACUCUGCUCCACCUAUAGAAUCUAAUACAUUGCAGCACAACUGAAUUCCUUUCAGAAAGAAAGUCCUGCCAUUCUAAUAUCAUAACUGUUAAACCUUUUUUUUUGGAGGAAGUUAUACUUGCCCAUUUCUGCAGAAAGAGACUGUAUUAAAGCGGAUGUGUGAGGUGUUGACACUAUGGAGCUCAACCUACCAAAAAAGAAAGUGGCAAUAUGUUGACUCAGGAUAACAGAACUGGGCGUUUUAGCAUUACUGUGUAAACAAAGACUUUGAAGGGACAGAAGUGAAGAAAAAAUAAGCUGCAAUUUUGUACAGAUACCAACUUCCGAAAGCUGGUGUUUUUACAAGUAGCAUUGAAACGCAGUCCAAUUUGCAGUAGUACUAUUCUGUAGACAAGCAGCAUUCUUUGUUGCUGCCUUUAUGGACAUGGGUACCAAUUGCUUUUGUAACAUGGUAAAAAAAAAAAUGUGAGCUAGCACUUCUGCAUUUCUUUUGAUUUUUUUUUUAACAUUUAUUCAGAUUGAGAAAUAUGAUUUUAAUGCUUUAAUCUCAUGUAGUUUGUUUCUAAUUUCAAGCAAAAAAAAAUCUUAUUGUACUUGAAUGUGUCCUGUUUUGUUAGCACACCUAGACUUGCUGUAACUGUACUCAUGUCCCAGUAUGUACGUUCUUUCUAUGAAAGAGAAAACACUAAUCUUAAAUUAUAUCCAGCAAUUUUUCUGGUGUCCUCUGAAGUUAGAAUAAUCUCCUUCCCUGCCCCAGCAAUAGUCUGUACUCAAACCACCCUAACAAAAAAGCGAGUGUUUUAAUGAGACUUCCUAGACUAUAAUGCACUAUAAAACAGAGUACCCAUGUAACUAAGUUUUGUGAGUGAAAUUUUACUAUGUUUUAAAGUACACGGUAGAAAGUCUCCUCAAAACAGUCUUGUAUUUUACUCUGUUCAUAGUUUUUUUUGAACAGUCUGGACAUUACUUUACAUAACCUGCUGGAAAUCGCAGCAAUUUCCUGCUCUAAUGAAGCUGAGACAAGUAUAUAUACAGCCCUAUACAGUUUCAUAGCUUUUUUCCAUUUAUGUGUAUUGGUGACAGUGGGUAAUCAACAGCCUGAAAGUGUAUGCAUGUACCAUAACAUCUAGACUUAAUAUAUUGUGGAGUACUCAAUAACCAUUAUGUAGAGGGUAGGUAAGAAUUAAAGGGUUUAAUUUCCUAGGAAAGACAAUGGAAAAAUGGUCAUUUUUAAAAAAUAAAGUUUAUUAGAUCAUAA
Phasianus colchicus (ring-necked pheasant) is the source of this 6784-nucleotide messenger RNA. It is a transcript of the gene FBXO11, whose product is annotated as F-box protein 11. Gene Ontology annotation, biological process: regulation of apoptotic process; ubiquitin-dependent protein catabolic process. Gene Ontology annotation, molecular function: protein binding; zinc ion binding. Lineage: Eukaryota; Metazoa; Chordata; Aves; Galliformes; Phasianidae. The record is from RefSeq and is a predicted model, not a curated record.